AAACGUGAUCACAUGACGUGCUCAGCUUUGGCGACGGAGAAGAGACGAGAAGUGGAGUUAAGGAUAAAUAAAGUCUAAAAUCAGGCCGUAAAUAAAACACUUCAUAUGUGGUUUUAAAGUGGAAGUCUGCUAAAUGUGACUAGGAAUCAUUCUGCAGGUAGCAAUCUGUUUGUUAUUUUACUGCAGCUACACCUUCAUCAGCAUCCUCCUCCUCAUCAUCAUCCUCCUCCUCAUCAUCAUCAUCAUCAACAUCAACCUGACUCGUCAUCAUGACAUCCUGGGAUCAGAGAAUUUCCAGUUUCUUCUCGAGCCCGAGUCAGUUCUUGUCCUGCACCACCUCCGAGACGUUUCUAGCUGAACUUCUUGACAGGCUGAGGGACGACAAAACCAACGACAACAAGAAGAUACUCCUGCUGUCUGUGCUAUCCGAGCAUCCCACAGUCCUUUGCCCGACCACGUCGGCAGGAGAGGAGACGGCGCAGGAGCUGGUGUCCAUUCUCAACUUCACUUCCCUGAAAUCCGUCAGUCUGAAGUGCCACCUCAUUCUGGCCAUCACCAACAUUCUGAUCUGCACGUUCGGCUUGUCCACCCGAACUAAAGUCGCAGAGGAAUAUUUGAACUACCUGUACAUGUUGAUCCAGGACACGAAUGAUAACACGGGCGGUCCGAGUCUCCACUCUGUCCGAGCCAUCGCUUGCGAGUGUCUUCGAGAGAUGGAGACCUGCCAUCCGGGCCUCCUGUCCCAAAAGCUAGAGGCUCUUUGUCACUUAAAACAGCAGGAAACCACCGUCCUGCAUCAGUCAUACUCCAUGCUCUAUACUCAGGCACUCAAGAACGCCAUUCGGAUUCUGUCCCAACAACAAGAUGUGGAUAACGGCAAGCUCAGGAACGUCUUAGCCGGGAACGAAGGAUUUGCCUGGAAAUCUGCCAACACUGCAAAGUCUGUGCUGUCUGUCAACAUGGCUCAGGUUCCCCAGCUGCCGAUGACACUGGAUUUCAAAGAGCUCAAGUCCAUAAUGACCUUGCUCCUAGAGGAAUCCUACUUGAUGACGUCUCCUUCGCAGGCUGCCUUGCUCCGAGGACUUGUCGAGAUGGUGGCCAUGGUACCGGGCAUAUCUCCGGCUAUAUUCAAGUCUCAGCUGCUCAGGCUUUUCGGAACGACCGAAGUGGAGCUGAUGCAUGCUACACUGUUUAUGAAAGGAAUGUUCACCGACAGCCUCUUCACCGCAGAGGACGAACAUUUCCUGCUCAAGAGGCUUGUCGGAAUGGCGCAGCAUCCUCUACUGAGGAUUCCCGAAAAGAUCUUUUAUAUGGACUGCAUUCUUCACUUUCCCGAGAACAGACCCAUCUCUAGCAGUGGAGAGGAGUGCUUGCCCGUCCUCGUCACGCCUCAGCUCACUCUAUCCCUCUUUCCAACUGUCUUCAAUGACAGCACGACGAUGCUCUGUAGAUUCAACCUUCUCUGCCUGGUGCACCUUGAGGCAAACGAGGAAGAGGACGGUCAAGGUCUGGGGUAUCUGAUUGAUCACGUGAUGGCUCUGCUCAAAACAGUAGACAAUCAAGGAGGCAGGGAAACAUUGGUGACUGCUUUCAGGGCGAUUUUCAUUUUCCUCCUGCACUUCAACCACAUGGAGAACCUCGCAGAGAAACUCAUCCACCGCUUAGGCGAGCUGUAUUCCAGAAACUGUCACCUUGCACCGAAUCUGAUCAACCUCACUGACCGGAUACAGGAGCGUUUUGAUGAGACGCUUUGGUCUGUCAGGUUUUUGAAAGCUCUUCAGAGGUGCAUUGUAGAAAUGCCUCCUUCGCAACUGACCCUUCAGAGUUUGGGUUGGCAUCUUAAAAUCUUGGCCCGAGUGGCACAGGAGAGUCAGAUUGCACAGAGAAGUACCAUCUGCUUCCUUCUUGACAUCCUGGUCAAUUCCAACCUUUGCGAAAGGAGGAGCUGGAACGUUGGCACGGCCAUUCUCACGGUAUGCCGCAACUUGCUCCAGCACCCUACGCUGAACCAGAUGUUCAUCCAACUUGCGGAUCUCCUGCAGCACAUGUCCAGACAAUAUGAGGACACGGAUAUUCAAGACCAUGCACAGUUCUACUACACCCUCCUUACGAACUUGUCCUGGGAAAAACUUGGCGGCAUCCUCGCCAAAACCCCCGUAGGAGGACAGACCAAAGUCCGAUCGUUGUCGUCAUUGUCCUCCAUCACUGCCAGCGAAGAACUCAGCAGUUGUUUGACGAUCCUGCAGGCUGAGAGUUGUGUCCUUCGGCUUGUAAAAAUUAACAAUAACGCAUUUGAGGAUGCAGCUCCAACUGCAGAAGCCCAAACUGAGACGGACAUCUACGAGGUUUACCGAGAGCAAUUCAAAACCCCGGGCUUUGCCUCAGAGGUCACUUUGAGGUACCAUUUAACGCAUGUUACCACCACUGAUCCUCGAUUCGAUCGGAUCUUCACCAUAUGCCUGCAUUUUGAGGUCGACACGUCGCACUACGAGCGAGUGAACGACAUCUACGUGCCUUGCCUUUUCAGAGACAGGAAGCCGCGUGACGUCAGCGUCACCCUGAAGCCGAUUCACCCGUACCCGACGACUUUACGAGCGAGCGCCAUUUUCACCAAGGAAGACGGCCAGUCUUGGCACACUCAUCUCCCGGACGUUCAUGUGUCCUUCCCUGAGAUUUUUCUCCCUGUGCCUUUACCUCUAGGUGUACCACUUCAGCAAAAGGAGGACGUGUUUGAUCGUAUUUGGGACGCUGCAUCCUCAGGGGAACCCAGCGCUUCAGAGACGAGCCUGUUCUGUUUUAAGACCGGAAUCGACACUCUUUCAGAUCUGAUUAAGAAAAAUUUCCAAGGUUAUAUCAUUUCACAGGAACUGAACAAAUGGAAGGUUCUGUUUUUCCUUCCACCGCGUUUUCACGUUUUAUUGGCGAUCAGAGAGGGCGAGGACGCUGUUCAAAUGAGCAUCGCGACAGACAACUGGGAACUGCUGCCUCACGUCAACUCCUACUUACAAAACAUAACGGCACACUGCAGCUCCACAAGCUGAUGACUCGAGGCCACACGUCGAUACUGUGGGUGUGUUGAAUUUUAAUAAAAUAUGCAAAUUUUAUCAUGUUUAUCUUACCGUUACAAUCAUUUGCACUGAAUUAUAGUGUAAAAAAAUGAUGUACAGUCCAGAAUUAUGUCUACUAAAGUGAAUAAUCAAAACUUCUGUAAUAAAAUAGAAUUACACA
Hemibagrus wyckioides is the source of this 3228-nucleotide messenger RNA. It is a transcript of the gene ap5b1, whose product is annotated as adaptor related protein complex 5 subunit beta 1. The record is from RefSeq and is a predicted model, not a curated record. NCBI's taxonomy places the organism in Eukaryota, Metazoa, Chordata, Actinopteri, Siluriformes, Bagridae. The transcript is spliced from 3 exons. Gene Ontology annotation, cellular component: lysosomal membrane; AP-type membrane coat adaptor complex. Gene Ontology annotation, biological process: endosomal transport. The coding region runs from base 270 to 3041 and encodes 923 amino acids.